This is a messenger RNA of Penaeus vannamei (Pacific white shrimp), 1011 nucleotides long. NCBI's taxonomy places the organism in Eukaryota, Metazoa, Arthropoda, Malacostraca, Decapoda, Penaeidae. The record is from RefSeq and is a predicted model, not a curated record.
GCAUCAAUUUGUUCCUGAGCUACGCCUGCAAAUCAACUCGGCCAUCCACCGCACUACUGGUGAACAGCCUCUCUACCUGCUUACCGGCAGGCAUGCCAACUUUCCUGUCGGCCUCACCAAUGAAGCUGUCUUCGACGAAAACACCAAGCUCCAGGAGCGCCUUCAGGAAGCCCGUCGUGCAGCUGUAGAAGCCUCUAAGGAAGCGCGCCGAAUCUACGGGAGGUGCCCUUGUGUGGUACUAUGAGCACCGCCAUCGUAUGGGAGGUCUUCCUCCUCUCACAGGGAAAUGGCGCGGCCCUGCACGUAUCCUGAAACGACUAGGACCGGUGUCCUUUGAGAUCCAAGACGUCACCACCGAAGUCCAGAUGAAGGCUCAUCUGAAUCACUUGAAAGCUUACUAUGCACCAGCCGAGCUUUCAUAUGCUGCUGACGACGAGGUCGAAGAUGACGAGGAAGUCGAGGAUAGUGACGAUGAUGAUGCUGAGGCCCCUAACCCAGAUGAUCCCUGGGUUGCCAUGCUGACGUCCAUGGUACGGGAAGCAGAGGCCUGUGGCGUCGCUCGAGGAGCUGCAGAUGCUGGAGCUGAUCUACUCUGAGUUAUUUUGUUGUAAUGUAUUUUGUCUGUUUGUUUUUUUUGCUGCCUUCUGCUUGUGGACACGUCUGGCUGUCCACGUUUUAUGUUGUAAAGGCAAGUAACGGGGCUCAGGCCAAUCUUUGAUUUUGUUUCAGGCUGUCUCCGCUGACCACUCCGACCCAAGGCAUGGGAGGAUUGUGAAGUGUAUUAAUUACCAAGAGGGCGUGGCACUCCAGUUGGCACUCUUCCUGCGACACGUGUGCGCACUUGUCACCUGCGCGUGACUUCUAUGGUUCCCCCUAAGCCCGUUUUCUUUCCCCUCGUUAUGUUUACAUUAAUGUUGCAGUUGUUGGUUUUAUGGAUCCCACUUUUAGUUUAGUAUUUUUGAUUGCGUUUUUAUUUUAUUUAAUUUCUAAAUCCAGUUGUGACCUCCCCGA